This is a messenger RNA of Penicillium olsonii, 927 nucleotides long. The record is from the annotation of a GenBank genome assembly. NCBI's taxonomy places the organism in Eukaryota, Fungi, Ascomycota, Eurotiomycetes, Eurotiales, Aspergillaceae.
AUGUCGGACGAUGAGGAAUACUACGAGUACGAGGAGGAUUUCAUGUACGAGGAUUUAGUCCCAGACAUGGUGGAUGACCUCGCCGCCUCCUCAUACUACGAAGCCGCCUUAUACGAAGACCCAGGAAUCGAUGUCGAAGACUACUUCAGCGACUGGGACUAUUAUUCAGACGAUCACUAUGACGACGACCCAACCGCCGAACGGAGCGCAGAACGAAAGAAACGAACUGAUUUAGCGGCCACCGCGAAACGAAGAACAAAGGGACCCUCGCGCAAGACAACCACCUUCCCCACGAAAUCUCCUCUGUGUCCUGACCCGGCCACAUUUCAAGGCGUGUUGUGGAAAACCUCCGCCCUAGAUCGCGAUCAGGAUGUUGCCAUUCUCUACGAGCCUGAUUCGGGAGAGAAGGUUGCGCUCCUAGCGAACUGGCGCGAAGUCUUUAAAUCUGCACAGCCUGCGCUGGAUAAAUCGAAACUGAAAAGACGACCGGUGGAAAAUAGACUCGAUGAGGAGGCUGACAAUGAGAUGUCGGAGGACGAGUCCGGGGAUCGUGGCUCUGAUGACGAGGAUCUCGAUGAGCCUGAUACUUCGGACGAAGUAUCUGAUGGGGAAUCACUGCCUUCGGCGGUCGACACUGGUGAUGCUUCCAACACGACACCCGACCCGGAGCCGGAUGCUCGUGUCCCCAAGCUGGCGUCACCACCCAAGGUUGUGAUUCCUCUUAUAUCUAUGGACAAUGACACUCCCAGCACUCCUUCGGCUCCCACAAAGGGCGCGAAGAGGGGGCGCAAGCGGAAGGCCGUGCCACAAGAUGACUCCAUUGAGGAGUCGGAGCCCCGCUCUAAGAGGAUCGAGUCGCGCAAAGGAGGUGGUGAGCGGACUGAUUCGCCUGCGCCAGUGCGCAGGUCUGCCAGGCAAAAGAAGUAA